Molecule: messenger RNA, 1101 nt
Organism: Microthlaspi erraticum
Lineage: Eukaryota; Viridiplantae; Streptophyta; Magnoliopsida; Brassicales; Brassicaceae
Source: the annotation of a GenBank genome assembly
AUGAAAAGAAAGGAGAGAGAGAGUUCGAGCUUAAACCUUUCAAAUUCCGGAGGCGAGGAGGUUCAUCAAAUGAGUUCCGUGACAAGGCUAAUUCGGAGCUCUCCUCCACACCUUUCUUCUCCGCAACAAAAAGACAAAAGCGAAAACCCAGAAUCGCAUAUUCUUUCUUCCAUUUCGUGUUUCUCGAUCAUAGACGUUGAGGGAAAUACCAAUUUCCAUAUCUUCCUGGGAGGUGAUCGAUCGAUUUUGCGCCAAAAACAGCCGCCGAGAGGUGUGUUUUGUGAUUCUGUUGUUUCGAUGGCGGGAUUAGAGAAAAACGCGAAAUCGGCGACGCCGUCGAACUUUUUCAACAGGUCGCUCACAAUUCACGGGAGGACAGUGGCGGAUUCGAGUCCCAAAUCCCACAACCUAAAUCCUUCCCUGAAUCGUACGACCUCCGUCACCAAAUACUACAACCCCGCGGAAACAGUGGGAAGCUCUCUCAAAGGCAAAGUUAAGAAUCUCUGCAGAUUAUUCGAAGGCUCCAAAUCGCCGAAAGCAACCCCACCUGAUAUUCCUCAGAAGCCGAAAUCAGGGAAAUCGCUGUUACCGGAAUCGCGGAUAUCGCCGUUUCUGAGCUUGAACAACUCGGUGAUUCGUCUUCCAGGGACAGAGGACAGAAUCGUGGUGUAUUUCACUAGUUUGAGAGGGAUUAGACGGACGUACGAGGAUUGUUAUGCGGUGAGGAUGAUAUUUAGAGGGUUUCGGGUUUGGAUUGAUGAGAGAGACGUCUCCAUGGAUUCAGCGUACAGGAAGGAGCUGAUGAUUGCAAUGGGGGAGAAGAGUGUGUCUUUGCCUCAGAUUUUCAUCAUGGGGAAGCAUGUGGGUGGUGCUGAUGUGAUCAAGAGCUUGUUCGAGAUCGGCGAGCUCGCUAAGAUCUUGAAACAGUUUCCGGUGAGAGAGCCGGGGUUUGUGUGCAGUUGUUGUGGGGACGUCAGGUUUAUUCCGUGUUCGAAUUGUAGUGGGAGCAAGAAACUGUUUGAUGAGGAUGAAGAUAGGCUCAAGAGAUGCCCGGAUUGCAAUGAGAAUGGAUUGAUACGUUGUCCACAUUGCUCUUCUUGA